CCGUGGAAAAAUGAAAAAGUUCCUGCUACUUUUUGUUGCAGAGAUUUAAUACGUUUGCGUUUCGUGAUUUCUGUUAGUAUAUAGCAGUUUUGAGCUGCUGAGAUGAUUGAAAAUGAAAGCAGUGAUGGUCAUGAAGCAGAAGAGUAUGUUGGACUCGCGGAUUUCGUGGCUGAAGGAGAUGAGCAGCUUAGUUUCUCAGUUGGUGAUAAACUGAAGGUCCAUGACAGGAGUUCAGACGUGUGGUGGUGGGCUGAACUGCAAGGUCACUUUGGUUAUGUCCCAUCCAGCUAUUUGCAACAAACAGCUGAGGACGAGGAAGAUGCUUGGCAAGAUGACGAAUACUUUGGCAAUUAUGGGACAUUAAGGCUUCAUCUGGAGAUGCUGUCAGACAAACCCCGCACAGAAACAUACAGGCAGGUGAUCCUGAAUAAUAGCGUCGCCCUGAGGGGAAAGGUGGUCAUGGACUUGGGCUGCGGGACAGGGGUUAUCAGCCUCUUUUGUGCCCGUCUAGCACACCCUGAAGCGGUAUAUGCUGUGGAAGCCAGCUCAAUGGCAGAACACACUAAGGAACUAGUGAGGCAGAAUGGCUGUGAGGGAGUCGUGACAGUGUUUCAGGAGAGAGCCGAGAAUCUCAUUCUGCCUGGGAAAGUGGAUGUUCUGGUGUCAGAGUGGAUGGGCAACUGCCUUCUGUUUGAGUAUAUGGUGGAGUCAGUGUUGCUGGCACGUGAUCGCUGGCUGAAGGAGGGUGGAAUGAUGUGGCCGUCCUCUGCCUGCCUGACUGUCGUUCCUUGCCAGGCCUUUUCUGACUACAGGCACUAAAUGGAGUUCUGGGAGAAACCAUAUGGCCUAGACUUCAGCUACCUACAAUCACUUGCACAGAAGGAGUUUCUCUCCAAGCCUAAAUUUAGCCAUCAUCUCCUGCCUGAGGAUUGUUUGUCCACUCCAGCUGAUGUUAUCACUCUUGAUAUGGUCACGAUACAGGUCUCAGACUUAGAGACACUCAAAGGAGAGUUUAGUUUCACUGUUGAGAAGUCUGGCAUUUUUCAUGGCUUCACUGUCUGGUUCAGUGCACAUUUCCAGAGUUUAGAAGAGGAUGGACCGUCACUGGAGUUGAACACUGGACCAUAUUCAGAGAUUACUCAUUGGAAACAGACUCUUUUUAUGUUGGAUGCACCAGUGACAGUUGAGGAAGGGGACAGUAUUGUGGGAUCCAUACGUCUGCAAAGAAAUCCUAUAUGGAGACGUCACUUGUCAAUCACAUUUUCAUGA
Messenger RNA from Labeo rohita (rohu), 1269 nucleotides. It is a transcript of the gene prmt2, whose product is annotated as protein arginine methyltransferase 2. Gene Ontology annotation, molecular function: protein-arginine N-methyltransferase activity; protein binding. The transcript is spliced from 8 exons. Gene Ontology annotation, cellular component: nucleus. Gene Ontology annotation, biological process: peptidyl-arginine methylation. Lineage: Eukaryota; Metazoa; Chordata; Actinopteri; Cypriniformes; Cyprinidae. The record is from RefSeq and is a predicted model, not a curated record.